AUGGCUUUAGCUACCAAUGUUUCUGCACAAAUUAGCAGUAUUCCUAUGUUAAAUGGUUCAAACUUUAAAGUUUGGAAGGAUACCGUGGAGAUUGUCCUCGGUUGUAUGGAUCUAGAUAUAGCUCUUCGAGAGGAAAAACCCACUUCCACUCCGGAAAACCUCAAUGAAGUUAAAAUAGAGAAGUGGGAGAGAUCCAAUCGAAUGAGCAUUAUGAUCAUGAAACACUCAAUUCAUAAGGUGUUUCGGGGCUCAAUUACUGAGAAUAAAAAUGCCAAACAGUUCCUAAAGGAUGUUGAAAAAUUCUUUACUAAGAAUGAAAAGGCAGAGGCAAGUAGUCCUUUGAACAAACUUGUCUCCAUGAGGUAUAAAGGUAAAGGGAACAUAAGGGAGUACAUUAUGGAAACGUCUCAUCUUGCUUCAAAAUUGAAAGCACUAAAGUUAGAGUUGUCUGAAGAUUUACUCAUGCAUUUCAUUUUGAUUUUCCUUCCUGCACACUUUGGGCAAUUCAAAGUGAGUUAUAACACUCUGAAGGACACUUGGUCCUUAAAUGAGCUUAUAUCUCACUGUGUGCAAGAAGAAGAGAGGCUACAGCAAGAUAAGACUGAAAGUGCUCACAUGGCUUUAUCUUCUCAUUAUGAAAGAAAGCGUGAUACUACUGCGGAUGCGCCUUCUCAGCAGAAAAAGGCUAAGAAACAAGAUCAAGUUUCAACCUGUUUCUUCUAUAAGAAGGAUUGCCUAUGGAGCCAACCGCCAAGUCAUGCUGAAAGAUACAUCUACGUGGCAGACAGCAAUAUAGUUGCAGUCGAAGCUAUAGGAACUUUUAGAUUAUGUUCCAUGAGUGGAAUUUACUUGGAUUUAUUAGAGACACUUUAUGUACCGUCAUUUAGACGGAAUUUGGUUUCUGUUUCUCGUUUGGACAAAUCAGGUUAUUUUUGUUUGUUCGGAGACAAUAAAGUCAGUCUCGUUUAUAAUUCGAAUAAUAUUUGCUCUGGUCAUUUGGUGGAUAAUCUAUAUAGGCUUAACUUAAAUUCCUAUAAUAAUGAAAUAUUGAAAAUGGAUACAAAACAAAAACUAAAUGAGAAUUUGGCAUCAUUAUGGCACAAACGCCUAGGCCACAUAUCUAAACAGAGAAUUCAGAGGCUCGUGUCGGAUGAAAUUCUCGGACCCUUAAAUUUGGCGGACUUUGAAGUCUGCAUUGAGUGCAUAAAGGAGAAAAGAACAAACAAAAGAAAAUUAGGUGCCGAGAGAGCUAAAGAUGUCUUAGAACUGAUACAUACCGAUAUAUAUGGCCCAUUCCCUACUGUCUCUUGGAAUGGACAACGGUACUUUAUUACGUUCAUCAAUGAUUACUCUCGUUACAGGUAUCUAUAUUUAAUUCAUGAAAAGUCCCAAGCCUUGGAUGUUUUCAAGUCUUUCAAAGCUGAAGUUGAACUUAAACUUGGAAAGAAAAUUAAAGCUGUCAAAUCUGAUCGUGGUGGUUAA
Molecule: messenger RNA, 1482 nt
Organism: Arachis stenosperma
Lineage: Eukaryota; Viridiplantae; Streptophyta; Magnoliopsida; Fabales; Fabaceae
Exons: 2
Coding region: 1-1482 (493 amino acids)
Biological process (GO): DNA integration
Molecular function (GO): nucleic acid binding
Source: RefSeq, a predicted model, not a curated record